AUGGUCCGAAUCAACGCGUUCGCCGUGGAGCAGUGGAUGGACCUUUACGAAACCAAUGCAAAGCACAACCUCGCCGAAACAUGCUGCGCAUCCAUCUCCCUCAAUGACCUACUAGCCCUUUCCCCGAAAAAGGAUCUCGUAGACUUCACGCAGAAGCAAGUCUACGGCGCAAUCCGAGGAUCUGAGGCGCUGAGGACCAACAUCGCAAACUUGUAUUCGCAAUCUGGAUCUACCGAAGCCAGCCCCAUCUCUGCUGAUCGAGUCCUCGUCACAAACGGUGCCAUCCAGGCUAAUUUCUUGGCGCUUUAUACUUAUAUCGGGCCGGAGGAUCAUGUUAUUUGCCAAUAUCCGACAUAUCAGCAACUAUACUCUGUUCCCGAGUCUUUUGGGGCGGAGGUCAGUCUGUGGCGGUCGGAUGAGGGGAACAAGUGGGGGAUGGAUUUGGGGAUGUUGAAGUCUUUGAUUAGGCCGAACACGAGGAUGAUUAUUUUGAACAACCCACAGAAUCCCACUGGGGCGAUUCUUCGUCGCGAGGAAUUGCAAGGAAUUGUUGAUAUCGCGCGUGAGCAUGGUAUCCUGAUUCAUUCUGACGAGGUUUAUCGACCUUUGUUCCAUUCCCUUGACUCCGAUCAAGAAGUUCCCCCGUCGAUUCUUGAAUUUGGGUAUGAGAAUGUUAUUGCAACGGGUUCCAUGUCCAAAGCUUUCAGCUUGGCCGGGAUCCGAUUGGGUUGGAUUGCCUCGCCGAAUCCUGAGAUUAUCGAAGCUUGUGCCUCUGCCCGUGACUACACCCUCAUCUCGGUUGGUCAAAUCGAUGAUAGUGUGGCAGCUCAUGCCUUAUCCAUUCCAUGUGUGGAAAACUUGUUGCAACGUAAUCUUUCCCUGUCUCGGCAGAAUCUCGAGGUCCUUGGGGCAUUCAUUGAAGAGCACAGCUGGGCUAUGAAGUGGACAAAGCCGAAAGCCGGAACGACUGCAUUCAUCAAAUUUGUUGACAGGGAAGGGAGGGCAAUCGACGAUGUCGUGUUUUGUCAGCGACUUCAGGAAAUGACCGGGGUGAUGCUGGUUCCUGGAAGCCAGUGCUUCGGGGGUGGUGUGGACUUCCGCGGAUAUGUGAGACUGGGCUAUGUCCAGGAUAACCAUGUGAUAGUUGAUGGAUUAAACACUCUGAGACAGUUCAUGCAUGAUCAGUAUGAGAAGCUGCCGCUGGCUUGCUGA
Penicillium concentricum is the source of this 1212-nucleotide messenger RNA. RefSeq names its product putative aminotransferase. The record is from RefSeq and is a predicted model, not a curated record. Gene Ontology annotation, biological process: biosynthetic process. Lineage: Eukaryota; Fungi; Ascomycota; Eurotiomycetes; Eurotiales; Aspergillaceae. Bases 1 to 1212 code for a protein of 403 amino acids. The transcript is spliced from 3 exons. Gene Ontology annotation, molecular function: pyridoxal phosphate binding; catalytic activity.